AUGACGGCGUCGGGCUGGUGGUUGGUGUGUGUGUAUGUCACGUGUUUCCACCCAUCUCUCAAUCUGGCCAUUAAGAGGAUCAUAGUGAAUUAUUCAUCUCAAAACCUGUCCUCGGUUCCUCCCGGCCUGAACCCGUCUACAGAAGACCUGGACCUGUCGCUUAACCGCAUCCAAAUGCUGAGCGGCAAAGACUUCAGCACAACACCACGACUCCAUUCCCUCAAUCUGUCCUGGAAUACGCUGGAAAACAUACACGCGGACACAUUCAACUCAACACCGGCUUUGGAAAUCUUGGACCUGUCGCACAACAAACUCCAGAAUCUCUCGGAUCAACCGUAUCUGUUUAACACGGGAAAUCUUCAGUUCUUAGACUUGUCAUCCAACAUGUUUUCCGUCAUGGCACUAGGGAAGGAAUUUUCUACCUUGAAACGCCUGCAAUGGCUCGGCCUGAGUGCAAUAUCAAUCAGCAACAAAGACUUCACUCACAUUGCUAGUCUUACCUUGAAAACGCUCUUUAUUAAUACCGACAAACUCCAGAUGUACGAGGAGAGGAGUUUAAUGGAUGUGCAUGCGGAGAAAGCCAUCAUCGCCUUUUCCAACAGUAACCACGAUAUUGCAAUCGCUGGUGAUGUUCUUGCAUCGUUUAGAGAGGUCGAAUUCACUAAAGUGGACCGUGAGAUGAAGGUUCUCCAGGAGAUACGCCGUCGGGGAACGGUACGCACCGUUAGCCUGGAAAUCUCCACGGUUGAAACCACAUGGGAAGUUCUGACAAGCUGUGUAAACACUAUAUUUACUUCUGUCAUUCAACGGCUUUCCUUUUCUGACCUAACCAUGACGAACAUGGCAAAGGGCAGCCAAGUGUCCUCAAGCCGCGUACUGGACUCCUUCUCUGCAAGACGAGCGUCCGUAACCCAAUUCCUCUUCGACCAAACGAUUCUCUACGACUUCUUCAUAAACAUGCCAGCGAGGAACGUCAGUUUCACCCAAACGCCAAUCAUCUUUAUGACCUGUCCUUGGACUGUUAGCAAGAUCGAGGCGUUGGACUUGUCCGAUUGCGCUCUUACGGAAAAAAUCUUCUCUAUUGGUCCGGACAAGGAAUGCGAUACACUUACAAACCUGGAAAACCUGGUUUUAAGAGGCAACAACCUGAAACAUCUCGGACCACUGACCUCAAGAAUCAAUCUCAUGAUCUCGCUGAAAUACGUCGAUCUCAGUCAGAACACGCUUAGCUAUUCUCAGGAGCAAGGCAAGUGCGUUUGGCCUCGCAACGUCGUCCACGUGGACUUCUCCUCCAAUGGGUUUGACCAGAGCGUCUUCAAGUGUUUGCCCGAUUCCAUACGCAUCUUAAACCUCCGGAAUAACCGAGUGACCUUAGUCCCGACAGAUGUUCGUGUGUUGGAAAACUUAAGCGUUUUAGACCUCACGGAUAACCGCUUGCUCGACCUUCCCACAUGUCAAGCAUUCCCAAACCUCCACAAGCUCCUGUUAAGGUCAAACUCCCUCCAUUCGCCGUUCCCGGACUCCCUCAAGACUUGCCAACAUCUUAAAGAUCUCGACUUGAGCCGUAACCCCUUCAUCUGCACGUGUGCCUUGCGUGAAUUCGCGGCUCUUAUCAAUAACCGAGCGACACACGCCAAUAGCGUGACUCUUGGCCACUGGCCGGAAGGAUAUCAAUGCAGUUACCCAGAAUCCCGAAGCAACACAAUGCUCAAAGACUUCUACCUUCCCGAGAUAUCCUGCGACGGCUGGAUUCUUGCUAUUACUAUUCUAAUCCCGACAAUCGCUUUGAUAGUUGCCGUCAGCCUUCUUUGCCACCGCCUGGACGUGCCCUGGUACCUCAAGAUGAUUUGGAAAUGGACAAGCGCCAAGAAACACGCAAUAACCUCCAGAAAGAAGGCGGAGGAUAUGAAGGAGUUGCACUUUCAUGCGUUCGUAUCGUACAGCCAACGAAACGCCGAAUGGGUCAAAGCUCAAUUUCUCCCCAAGCUGGAAGGCGAGUGUGGGUUGCGAGUGUGUCACCACGAGCGGGACUUCAUCCCGGGGAAAACGAUCGUUCAGAACAUCCUCCGAUGCAUCGAGCAAAGCAGAAAGUGCGUGUUUGUUCUCUCGUCUCACUUCGUCCAGAGCGAAUGGUGCCACUACGAGCUUUACUUCGCCAAUCACCAACGGGUAAUGCAAGGGAUGGAUAGCAUUAUCCUCAUUCUGCUCGAACCUCUGCCGUCAUAUCUCAUUCCCUCAAAGUAUUACCAGCUCAAGGCCAUGAUGUCCAGACGCACAUAUCUCGAGUGGCCGCAAGAAGGAGCCAAGCAGAAGCUGUUUUGGGCAAAUCUUAGAGCGUCUCUGCAGGCCAACCUUCCCAUUCACUCGGAGAGAGAAGAAGAGUGAUCUAACAAAUGAAUUUCAUUGAUAUUGUCAAGCGGACAUUCA
This is a messenger RNA of Rhinichthys klamathensis goyatoka, 2427 nucleotides long. It is a transcript of the gene tlr1, whose product is annotated as toll-like receptor 1. Gene Ontology annotation, molecular function: protein binding; transmembrane signaling receptor activity. Bases 1 to 2385 code for a protein of 794 amino acids. Gene Ontology annotation, biological process: toll-like receptor signaling pathway; inflammatory response; immune response. The record is from RefSeq and is a predicted model, not a curated record. NCBI's taxonomy places the organism in Eukaryota, Metazoa, Chordata, Actinopteri, Cypriniformes, Leuciscidae. The transcript has a single exon. Gene Ontology annotation, cellular component: membrane.